AUGUCGUUGUUAACCUACUUCUACAUAUCAAUCGUAGCUGUUGUUCUGUUGAGUAGUCGAGCCGAACAACAGAGAGUAUUGAACUAUAUCGAUGGUUACCGAUCGUCAUUCAAAUAUCAUCAACAGGGAAAUGUGAAUUUGAUUAUAUCAGCACCCCAUGGUGGUAGUUUAACACCAAAUGAUUUACCUGACCGAAAAAUCGGCGGUUGUCUUCGUCAUUCAGGUAUGAGCGCUGGGCUUUGUACUUGGUGGUACAAUGAUACGUGUACUGAUGGACAACGUUGCAAUACAACGACAGUAAAAGAUACACUAAGUGAUGAAUUUGCGGAGAAUGUGGUGAAUGAAUUGGAUAUCCAGUAUGCUCUCAAGCCGUACGUUGUUAUUGGCAAAUGGAGUCGAACGAAAAUUGAUUUUAAUCGAGAAAUACAAGAAGCCACAUUGAACCAUCCUGAGGCUAUGAAUGCACAUCGACAUUAUCAUGGAAAUAUUCAACAAGCCGUUGACAAAAUCAAGCUCAACUUUGGAAAAGGUUUACUUCUUGAUAUUCACGGACAUAGUGCCGGAAAUUAUACGAUGGUCGGAUACCUUUUAACAAGUGAUCAAUUGAAUAGAAAUGAUCUGAAUACUCUUUUGGUGCCAACAUCGAUUGAUUUACUUUGUAAUUCAAGUCGUGAAGAAUGUAUUCGAGGUCCGAACUCAUUCGGUACCGCACUGGAAUCAAAUCAACUUGGUAUUGCUUAUCCUUCUUUAGCGAAUCCGAAACCUGGAUCUCUGAGAUUUCUCUCCGGUGGAUAUAUAACCAAGAACUAUAUCUCGGGCAUUAAUGCUAUUCAAACCGAAUUGCCGUAUGACAUCCGUGCAGGUGUCAAUCGACGUACUCAUGCGAGAAAUUAUGCAAGAGCAGUUGUUCAUUUUAUGAAACAAAAUCAUCUGUUAUUGUCGAAGUAG
Messenger RNA from Adineta ricciae, 948 nucleotides. NCBI's taxonomy places the organism in Eukaryota, Metazoa, Rotifera, Eurotatoria, Adinetida, Adinetidae. The record is from the annotation of a GenBank genome assembly.